AAAACAUUAACAUUAAUACAAAUACACGAUGGUUACCAAUCUAAAUUUUGAAUCAGUCUCUUCCUUCUAAUCUAAAUAUUUUUUCAGAAAAAAGAAAAAAAUACAAAAACACGAUGAAUACGGAGUUGUCACAAGGUUGAGGUGCCAUAAACCAUAAUUGAUUCCUGUUUUGGUCGUAGCAGCAAUGUCCAGUGGUUGCAGCAUCAGAGCAAUCUGGAUUCUCAACAACCUCGACGCCGUCGCUUUCUCCAGGAGAUUCCCGGUAGUAGAGAAACGUUGGCGAAGUGCUUGCAAAACCAGCAACGAAAACAGCGAUCGAGUUUUCUCUUCUUUACCUACUGACUCUGACCUAGCUGAUGCUUUUCUCCACAGAAAACUUAGGGAAGGAUCUGCGCGAGGAUUCGGCAUACGAAAGAGUAAUUCAACUCUAGGAUCAGAUUCUUGGGUGGAUGAUCCGAUUACUCGGCAUAUAAUAGGUCUUUACAUUAACAAAGAAUUGGAGGAUGAUAAGAAUCUUUUGUGGCCGUUAAUCUUGCACAUAAGGGGGCAUCAUAGUGUCCUUGUUCUGCCGAUGGUCGAGCCUAGACAUGUAAAGGCUUAUGAAAAGUUAUGUAAAAGACCUGAAUGUGGUACCUCUCUUGGUCUCGAUGAUGGUUUGUCCUCCCUCUUGAUUGAACUUCCGGUAAUAACAGGGGCAUUUAUGAUUGCACAUGCCAUUGGUGAUAUAAUUAGUGGUGAUAUAGUAGAACCUGAAGUGAUAAUCGCUGCAGCUCCCUCUGUUGGUGGACUUUUUGAUUCAUUAACUGGUAGUAUAGGCAUAUCUUCCCGGGCCAAACCUGUAUCACCACAAGUUGCUUCUUCCUCUCCUAUGGGAACAGCUGGACAAGGAUCUGUCACAGCCGAUACUCCGAAAAUGGGGUCUAAGCCUUUAGACAAAGACGCACUCAGAACAUUUAUCAGUAGUUCAAUGCCCUUUGGCACACCCUUGGACCUUAAUUAUUCCAAUAUUUUUACCAUCAAGGCAAAUGGAUUUUCUGCUUCAGAUUUGGCCCCUACAGACCAGAAACAACCAGCAUGGAAGCCAUAUCUAUUCAAAGGAAAGCAGAGAAUGCUGUUUACGACUCAUGAGAUUGUUCAUGCGGCUCUCUAUGACAGAGAUGAGAUUCCGGACAAUAUAUCAGUUUCUGGUCAAAUUAAUUGUAGAGCUGAUCUGGAAGGGCUGCCAGAUGUAUCGUUUCCCUUAACCGGAUUAAACACAGCAAACCUUGAGGUUUCAUCAUACCAUCCUUGUGCUCAAGUUUCAGACCAAGGUCCAGAUAAGCAGGGGGUGGUGUUUUCUCCGCCAUUAGGUAAUUUUGUGUUGAUGCGAUAUCAGGCAACUUGUGCUCUUGGACCUCCUGUAAAGGGAUUUUAUCAGUUGUCAAUGGUUUCCGAGGAUAAAGGUGCAUUUCUAUUUAAGUUACGUCUAAUGGAAGGUUAUAAGUCUCCUUUGACAAUGGAGUUCUGUACUGUGACUAUGCCCUUUCCUAGGAGGAAGAUUAUUUCCUUGGACGGUACUCCUUCCAUGGGAACAGUUUCAACUUCAGAGCACUCUGUUGAAUGGAAAAUCGUGACAAGUGGACGGGGACUGAGUGGAAAAAGUAUUGAAGUGACAUUCCCAGGAACACUCAAGUUUGCACCAUGGAAAAACCAAGUGGUGUCUUCCUCUGGGUCAGUCUUUGGAACGAUUGUUGACGAGGAUAGUGAUAACGAGGCAGAAAAUGCUAGCAACAUGGUUAAUGAAGAACAUUUGAUGGAGAAAAUGAACAAGGAUCUUCCUCCGGUUGAUCUAGAGGAGCCAUUUUGCUGGCUAGCAUACAAUUAUGCUAAAGUAUCAUUCAAGAUUGUUGGGGCAUCACUAUCUGGAAUUUCCAUUGAUUCGAAAUCGUUAAGCAUCUAUCCAGCCGUAAAAGCACCGGUCGAGUUUUCAACUCAGGUUACUUCUGGGGACUAUAUUUUAUGGAAUACUCUUGGUAAGUGCCCAUAUGUUGCUACAGUGUAAAAAUUGGAAUGGCUCUGGAGGGGCAUCUGAAUCUGAAUGGAGGUGGCACCAAAUGAUAUUCAUAGAAACUCUGAUCAUGUUUUUUAAUUCUGAGUUGCCACUUGAGUCAAUUAUGCAGAUUGCCUGAUAAAUAAUUAAACAAUUGGAGUGUAUCUUCAACUUUCCAUUUCUUGUAAUUUUUAAAGUUAAAAUCUAUUCAUUUUAGAUUUAAAUCAAAUAUAUUUUUGUC
Lathyrus oleraceus (garden pea) is the source of this 2270-nucleotide messenger RNA. RefSeq names its product AP-5 complex subunit mu. The coding region runs from base 185 to 2041 and encodes 618 amino acids. Gene Ontology annotation, biological process: endosomal transport. The transcript is spliced from 8 exons. The record is from RefSeq and is a predicted model, not a curated record. Gene Ontology annotation, cellular component: AP-type membrane coat adaptor complex; late endosome; cytosol. NCBI's taxonomy places the organism in Eukaryota, Viridiplantae, Streptophyta, Magnoliopsida, Fabales, Fabaceae.